Dichomitus squalens LYAD-421 SS1 is the source of this 255-nucleotide messenger RNA. RefSeq lists its product as uncharacterized. Gene Ontology annotation, cellular component: PAM complex, Tim23 associated import motor. The coding region runs from base 1 to 255 and encodes 84 amino acids. The record is from RefSeq and is a predicted model, not a curated record. Gene Ontology annotation, molecular function: ATPase activator activity. Lineage: Eukaryota; Fungi; Basidiomycota; Agaricomycetes; Polyporales; Polyporaceae. Gene Ontology annotation, biological process: protein import into mitochondrial matrix. The transcript has 2 exons.
AUGCGUAGGGGUUUGUUGGGUGGAAAGAAUGCCGCGGAGCAGUGGGUGAAGGGUGGCUUCAAGGCCAAGAUGGACCGGAAGGAAGCUCUUGCAAUCCUUGGCCUCAAGGAUGGCGCUGCACUAAAGAAGCAGCUGAAGGAUGCGCAUAGGCAGAUCAUGCUCGCGAAUCAUCCUGACCGCGGCGGCUCGCCAUACCUCGCCAGUAAAAUCAACGAAGCCAAGGACUUGCUUGAUAAGGAGAGCAAGUCGAGGUGA